CGUCAUCAUCACAGCUUCGAGACUUGCUAGUUUGGUUUUCGGUUCCCAUUUUUUUGGCGUGACUUUGCGUUUGCGUCACAUGCAUCUGGUGCUAUUUUGUCUGCGUUUUGCGAGAAUUUAGUCUGAUACUUAAAGUCGCUGCCAUCCUUCCUUUCUACUCCGAGAAAGAGCUAAAAUCGACAUCUUGUGAAUUACCACCAUCGCCACAUUUCACCACUUUCCACCUAAAGGACCGCGCUUUUCGCAUUUUCCAUCUUCCUCUUCAAUUGAUCAAUCAAACCGUCAACAUGUCCUACGCCGACGUUGCUGCACAGGGUGCCAGGCAGAGCCCUGAAGAGGCCGCUGCCCCUCAAAUGCCCGAAAUCAUCCCCAACGAGUCCGCCUCCACCGCGUCCCUCAUCGACGUCGACCUGCCCAGCGUGCACACCGUCCACUCAGACUUCCUCGAGCAGGACAUCAAGACCGAGACGCAGGCCGAGCGCAUCCGCCGCGAGGAGGAAGCCGCGCGCGCCAACGAGGCCUCCAAGCGCAAGGCCGCCAGCAAGGCCAAGAGGGCCGACUCGUGGAUCACGCGCAAGUUCGCGCAGCUCUCCGACGGCAGCGUCACGGCCAUUGCCAUUGCCAACGUCGCGGGCGUCGUGGGAGUUAGCGGCUUCCUGGGCUACCGCGCCUGGGGGCUGUAUGAGAGGAGCAGGCUGGACCUGAAGCACAUUGGCGUUGGCGUCGGCGUGCUGGCUGCUGUUGGAGCCGUGGAGGCGUUGCUGGGUCGCUACCUGUACAGGGGCAGGAAAGACUAAUUCUUUCUUGUGCUAUGAGGAAAUGAAGAAAUAUGGCGGGCGAAUUGCUUUUUGUUUUCUUCCAUUUAAUCACGGUUGUACACCAUUUCACCCAUUUCUUUUUUCUUUUGUCGAGGACUUGGCGUCUGGGUUAAGGGAGAGCUUGGCAGUUGAUUCUAUCUCGACUCUGCAUUGUGGCCACGAUUGUUAUUACGGCCGUUAAAUAUACAAAACAAUGAACAUAUAUCCAUAUAUUGAUUACCCUUUUGGCUUACGCUGGUA
Trichoderma atroviride IMI 206040 is the source of this 1058-nucleotide messenger RNA. RefSeq lists its product as uncharacterized. Gene Ontology annotation, cellular component: mitochondrial outer membrane. Gene Ontology annotation, molecular function: nascent polypeptide-associated complex binding. Lineage: Eukaryota; Fungi; Ascomycota; Sordariomycetes; Hypocreales; Hypocreaceae. The record is from RefSeq and is a predicted model, not a curated record.